This is a messenger RNA of Gaeumannomyces tritici R3-111a-1, 2826 nucleotides long. Its product is annotated as glucose-6-phosphate isomerase. NCBI's taxonomy places the organism in Eukaryota, Fungi, Ascomycota, Sordariomycetes, Magnaporthales, Magnaporthaceae. The record is from RefSeq and is a predicted model, not a curated record. Gene Ontology annotation, cellular component: cytosol. The coding region runs from base 305 to 1990 and encodes 561 amino acids. Gene Ontology annotation, molecular function: carbohydrate derivative binding; glucose-6-phosphate isomerase activity; monosaccharide binding. Gene Ontology annotation, biological process: glucose 6-phosphate metabolic process; gluconeogenesis; glycolytic process. The transcript is spliced from 4 exons.
GGGGCGAUUAUGUCACGCCAAUGUCACGUCACUCGUCGACCACGGCGGGACCUACAUAACCCCGGGGAGCCUCCACGACAUCCAUCGCCCCCGCACCCCACCCGCCGGAGGACCUCACGUUCUACUGUGUAUAUCGUGACAGCUCUGGUAUCUAACCAAGACUCGAACACAUAUCAGAUUGACUGACCACCCCCGACCCCGCCACCGAGAGCAGCAGCAGCUCACGACACGACGAGCCCCCUUCCUCGAGACACUAGUCUAUAUUUCUCUUCAAGCGUUGGAAAUCACCGAGCUCCCAUUCAAAAUGCCUCAAGCAAGCUCCCUGCCCGCGUGGGCCGAGCUCCAGGCCCACCGCGACUCGGUCGGCAAGAGCUUUGUACUGAAGGAGGCCUUCGCCUCGGACCCCGAGCGCUUCUCAAAGUUCACGCGCACCUUCAAGCUGCCGUCCACGGCGUCGUCAUGCCCAGGCGAUACCGACAUUCUCUUCGACUUUUCUAAGAACCUUGUGACCAGCGAGACACUCGAUCUUUUGGUUAAGCUCGCCGAGCAGGCCGGGCUGGAGAAGAAGCGCGAGGCCAUGUUCAAGGGCGAGAAGAUCAACUUUACCGAGGACCGGGCCGUCUACCACGCCGCGUUGCGCAACGUCGGCGCCGAGCCGUGGAGCAUGACGGUGGACGGUGCUGAUGUCAUGGGCGCCAAGGGCGGCGUCAACGAGGUGCUGGAGCACAUGAAGGUCUUUUCGGAGCAGGUCCGCAGCGGCGAGUGGAAGGGCUUCACGGGCAAGAAGCUCACCAAUAUUGUCAACGUCGGCAUCGGUGGCUCCGACCUGGGCCCCGUCAUGGUCACCGAGGCGCUCAAGCACUACGGCGCCAAGGGCAUGACGCUGCAUUUUGUGUCCAACAUCGACGGCACUCACAUCGCCGAGGCGCUGGCGGCCUCGGACCCCGAGACGACUCUGUUCCUGAUCGCGUCCAAGACCUUCACCACCGCCGAGACGACGACGAACGCCAACACGGCCAAGACGUGGUUCCUGGAGAAGACGGGCGGCAAGGGUGACAUUGCCAAGCACUUUGUGGCUCUGUCGACCAACGAGAGCGAGGUGACCAAGUUCGGCAUCGACAGCGCAAACAUGUUCGGCUUCGAGAGCUGGGUUGGCGGUCGCUACUCUGUCUGGAGCGCCAUCGGACUGAGCGUUGCCCUGUACAUUGGCUACGACAACUUCCGCAAAUUCCUGCAGGGAGCCCACGAGAUGGACAAGCACUUCCGCACCGCACCGCUGCGCGAGAAUAUCCCCGCCCUCGCCGGCCUGCUCAGCGUCUGGUACUCCAACUUUUACAACGCCCAGACGCACCUGGUCGCACCGUUUGACCAAUACCUGCACCGAUUCCCGGCAUACCUGCAGCAGCUCUCCAUGGAGUCAAACGGCAAGAGCGUCACCUCUGAUGGCACCACGGCCAAGUACACCACGGGCCCGAUCCUUUUCGGCGAGCCCUGCACCAACGCACAGCACUCCUUCUUCCAGCUGGUGCACCAGGGCACCAAGCUGAUCCCAACCGACUUCAUCCUGGCGGCCAAGUCCCACAACCCAGUCUCGAACAAUGUGCACCAGAAGAUGCUGGCGUCCAACUACCUGGCGCAGGCCGAGGCCCUGAUGGUAGGAAAGACGGCAGAGCAGGUCCGAGCCGAGGGCGUGAGCGAAGACCUGGUGCAGCACAAGGUAUUCCUCGGCAACCGACCGACGACGUCAAUCCUAGUGGGAGGUCACAUCGGUCCCGCCGAGCUGGGCGCGCUCAUUGUAUACUACGAGCACCUGACCUUCACUGAGGGAGCCGUCUGGGACAUCAACUCGUUCGACCAGUGGGGCGUCGAGCUGGGCAAGGUACUGGCCAAGAAGAUCCUCAAGGAGCUCGACGAGCCUGGCAACGGCGCCGACCACGACUCGUCCACCGGCGGCCUCAUUGGCGCCUUCAAGAAGUACAGCAACCUGUGAAGAUUAUGGAGCGACAGCCUGGACAGCCCGGAGGCGGUCCGGGGGUGUCGGUUAUGAUGACUGAGGGAACCAAAAGAGGCGAGAAACGCAUGUGUAAACGAAAAAGAGAACCGGGAAGUUGAGUACCAACUGAUCGAAGUGAUGACGUUGAGAUUACAUGUUUUGGGAGUACUAUUACCUACUUAACUGCCCAACCUAUGCUUGUAAGGUAGCAGAUGGCAGUCACCUAUGAGUACUUCCUCUGGACCGUGUGAUAGCGUUCGUAUUGGGAGUUCCAUCGCGGAGGUGAGGCGGCUUCUCCAACUAUAGAACCGGGCUCCGAUAUCGGUGGGAAACAGCCCCUUUUUCGCGAUGUUUGGCUCUAUUCCGAUUGCAAGCCGGCUUCUUCCGCCGGGUUGGUGACAGGGGCAGCCGAGGAAUCCAGGUGGCGGAAUUUCCGGGCAGCCGUUCCACUCGCGUUGCUACCGGCAGAAGACGAAGAAAUCCACGCACUCAUUUCAGCUCUUCAAGCGCCCAUAUUGCCCUCGAGACAGAGGCAACUCCCCGUGGGAGUCGCGGCUUGCAACUGGGAUGCGACGGCAUAUCCUCGGAGGUGGGAGAUGGACGGGGAAGUCGAGGGAGCACCUGGGUACCCAAGUACUCUGUAAGUACCGACCGUGCUUGGGAGGGUAAGGGACUAAAAUAAUCAUUAGGAAUAAAACGGUUAAAAUGGAAAGAGACAAGCGGACGGACUCAGAGCAAGCAAGUGCCCAAGUAUCAGCAGGCCGCAUCAGGCGGGCGCAUUUUCGUCCAAACAGGCAGCUCGGGCGGGUACAUCAGGCAUGAAAGAGGCGCGG